Molecule: messenger RNA, 1980 nt
Organism: Magnolia sinica
Lineage: Eukaryota; Viridiplantae; Streptophyta; Magnoliopsida; Magnoliales; Magnoliaceae
Product: 65-kDa microtubule-associated protein 1-like
Exons: 10
Coding region: 11-1816 (601 amino acids)
Biological process (GO): cytokinesis by cell plate formation; microtubule cytoskeleton organization
Cellular component (GO): cytoplasm; spindle
Molecular function (GO): microtubule binding
Source: RefSeq, a predicted model, not a curated record
UUGCGAUCUUAUGUUGAAUGAGGUGGUUGUUUGCAAGGCAAGUCUAAUGACGGUCACAGGCGCUCAGAAUCUGCUACUGGGGGAGGUCACUUGCGGGUCUUUAUUGCAGCAAUUACAGCAAAUAUGGGAUGAGGUUGGGGAGAGCGAUGAGGAACGGGAUAAAAUGUUGCUACAGUUAGAGCAAGAGUGCUUGGAUGUUUACAAGAGGAAAGUUGACCAGGCUUCAAAGUCGAGGUCACAACUUCUCCAGGACUUGGCUGAUUCAAAGUCUGAGCUCUCUCAUCUUCUCUCUGCCCUUGGGGAAGAAUCUUUUGCUGGAGUACCUGACGAGUCCACAGGUACGAUCAAGGAGCAACUUGCAGCCAUAGUACCUAUUUUGAAGCAACUAUGGAAGCAAAAGGAGGAGAGAAUAAGGGAGUUUGUUGAUGUACAGUCACAGAUUCAGAAAAUAUGUGGUGAGAUAGCUGGGAAUUUAAAAACAAAUGAGCCACUGGGGAAACCUAUUGUUGAUGAGGAUGAUCUGUCCUUGAAGAAGCUAGAUGAGUUUCAGUCUCAACUCCAAGAACUUCAGAAAGAAAAGAGUGAUCGGCUACACAAAGUUCUCGACUUCGUGAGCACAGUUCACGAUCUAUGCGCUGUCCUGGGGAUGGAUUUCUUUAGCAUCAUUACUGAGGUACAUCCCAGUUUAAACGAUUCUAUCGGUGUACAGUCCAAGAGCAUAAGCAACGACACUCUAUCCAGGCUGGCUAAGACAGUUCUAGUACUGAAAGAAGACAAGAAGCAGAGGCUGCAAAAGCUUCAAGAGCUAACGGCGCAGCUGUCAGAUCUUUGGAAUCUAAUGGAUACUCCUAUGGAGGAGCGGAGUUUGUUUGAUCAUGUUACCUGUAAUAUGUCAGCUUCUGUUGAUGAGGUCACCGUCCCUGGGGCCCUUGCUCUUGACCUGAUUGAGCAGGCGGAGGUGGAAGUUGAAAGGCUGGAUCAGUUGAAGGCAAGCAAGAUGAAGGAGAUUGCACUUAAGAAGCAAACAGAGCUUGAAGAGAUAUAUGCUCGUGCUCAUAUAGAAAUCGAUUCAGAGGCUGCCCAAGAAAGAAUAAUGGCUCUGAUUGAUUCUGGGAAUGUUGAACCCUCUGAAUUACUAGCUGACAUGGAUAAUCAGAUAGUCAAAGCGAAAGAAGAAUCCCUCAGCAGAAAAGAAAUAUUGGAGAAGGUUGACAAAUGGAUGUUAGCAUGCGAAGAAGAGAGUUGGCUUGAAGACUACAAUCGGGAUGAAAACAGGUAUAACAGUAGCAGAGGUGCGCACCUGAACCUCAAACGUGCAGAGAAAGCUCGCGUUUUGGUAAACAAAAUUCCAGCUCUUGUCGAUACCUUGGUGGCCAAGACUCGGGCAUGGGAGGAGGAACGUGGCUUGUCGUUUGUGUAUGACGGCGUUCCGCUGCUUGCCAUGCUAGAUGAAUAUGCCUUGCUCAGGCAGGACAGAGAAGAAGAGAAGCGUAGAAUGAGGGAUCAGAAGCGGUUCCAUGAACAACUAAACACGGAGCAGGAAGCUAUCUUUGGUGCAAGGCCAAGCCCGAACCGGCCGCUUGGGCCGAAGAAGGUCUUGGGCCCACGUGCCAAUGGAGGGGCAUCCAAUGGGACACCCAACCGUAGGCUCUCUCUGAACGCAAAUCAGAACGGCAGCAACGGUGUCCGGUCAAGUAAAGAUGGGAAGAGGGACAAUAAUAACCGGCCAACAGCUCCCGUGAACUAUGUCGCCAUCGCAAAAGAGGAUGCAGAAUCGCAUGUGUCUGGUAACGACCAAUCUCCAGCUUCACCUUGACAGCUGUUAUUACUUAGGACAUAAUGUAGUAGUUUUACUUCAGUCUGUGAUAUUUGUAUUGGUUUAGUUCCUAAACUAGGGGAACCAUGUUUUGCAUAGUGGGGAAUAUUUAUAAGCUUUUCGCAAGCGUUAUUUAUGAUAAUUUCCGCGUUGAGGUGGGAGAA